CCCAGUGACGAUUUCUCUCUCUCUCUCGCCAUACACACACAUGCUGUAAGCGUUAUUACUCUCAUCUGUGGUUUAUUUGUGAUUUCGAUUUUUUUGAUGCCUGAACCUAGGAUACAUGCAGAACAUUUAUCAUGGUGAAUCUGCUGCUGAUGCUGGGUUUGAUCACUUACAGCGCUCAGUUUAAAACCUCCUCUAUAUCUGUGUCAGGAGAAAAGAGAGGAAACAUCACACUCAGAUGUGAACAUGAGGACAAUAAUAUUGAUCAGAUUGAUUUAUUCAGUCGGUCAGAAUACAUAUCUGUGUGUGAGACUGAAGAAUGUAGAGGACCAGUGUUUAAAGAAGGAAACUGUGACGUCGUCAUCAAGAAUCUGAUCUUCAGUGACGCUGGGAAAUACACUUUGAGAAUCUAUUACAAUAAUGAUCAGACAGAGCUGAAGUACCAUCUUCAUAUUCAUGAUGAGAUUUCUGUGAAAACAGGCGAGGAGCUAAAGAUGUCUGUUCUGGUGUCUGAUGCUGAUAAAGUGAAGACAAACUCUAGUGGAGAGUGGAAGGAGGUUUGGACGAGAGAUCACGGGGUUCAGAGCGACCGAAUGAAUGAUGAUAAUGAUGGAAACCUGAUCAUUAAAUCAUUUCUGGACAGUGAUGCAGGAACAUACAGAGUUCUGGACACUGAAGGAGAAACCUUGAUCACAGUCACAGUCAGAGAAUCAAAGGAAACACUGGAGCACACUGAUGACACUAAAUGUGACGCUGUCGUCUCUUGGAUUGCACUGACUGUGGUUGUGCUUCUGCUGGCUCUGAUUCUGACUGCUGUCACGUUACACAAGCGUCUGCUCAGAGGUUAUACCUGCGCUGUCUCUCCAGAAGCACUGAGGGCCAAUAAUGAUGUCUGCUGAGGGCCCCACAGACUCUGAUUAAACUGGAGAGGUGUGCAGGACAUUAGUGACCUCACUGCUGGACACUGAACUCACCAACACUUCAACAGAAACAGCACACACUUCACAUCUGCAGAAACGGUUAGAAACAAUAUGUGUUCAAGAACUGACUCCAAAUAUCAGACGUGUGUGAAACUCUCAGACUGGAUGAAAUCAAAGUCUGAAACUAAAGAAAUCAUGUGUUCAUCACACAGUUCAGGAUUUUCUGGUGAAUCUGUCAGAUCUGAGCAAAGUCUAGCAGCUCACACUGUUUUCAGUGUUUAUGAACAUUUGAGCUGGAGCCUGUCUCUGUUUGUUAACUGUAUCUGCAUUCAGCAUUAGACUGUGUGCGUGUAAAUAUGUAUAUUUGUACAGUUUUCUAUUUACAUGUUGUUUUAAAAAUGUUUAUAUGUUGCAUUUGUUUAUUUAAUAGUGCAUUAUGCAUUGUUCUUGGUAAAUCUGCUUUGAAACAGUAUUUAUUGUGAAAUUAAGAUGACAUGUCAAGUUAAAUAAAUUGUAAAAUGUA
Molecule: messenger RNA, 1440 nt
Organism: Carassius auratus (goldfish)
Lineage: Eukaryota; Metazoa; Chordata; Actinopteri; Cypriniformes; Cyprinidae
Exons: 6
Coding region: 132-896 (254 amino acids)
Source: RefSeq, a predicted model, not a curated record